Tarenaya hassleriana is the source of this 5326-nucleotide messenger RNA. RefSeq names its product homeobox-DDT domain protein RLT1-like. Lineage: Eukaryota; Viridiplantae; Streptophyta; Magnoliopsida; Brassicales; Cleomaceae. The transcript is spliced from 18 exons. The record is from RefSeq and is a predicted model, not a curated record. Bases 432 to 5270 code for a protein of 1612 amino acids. Gene Ontology annotation, biological process: regulation of transcription by RNA polymerase II. Gene Ontology annotation, molecular function: DNA binding.
AUACACAUCAACGGCUUAUUUUUCAAUUUCAGCACACGCGAAUCGCUGUUAGAACAAGUUCCAAACUUUUCUACAAAAAAUAUAAUCUUUAUUUUUUUUCACGCAAAGAAACGGAAUUUAAUAUGGAAGUUGAAAUCGAGAUGAGUGGUACGAGUCCUGUUGUUUUUCCUUUUUGGAUUUUAUCAUCAUCGAUUUUGCUAUUAUUCUUGUUCUUCUUAUUUUCUUCUUUUAAUUUUACGUUUUUUCUCGAUAAUUUUGUUAUCGAGGGGGCAAAGAAAAGGGAUCGUCGGGGGUUUGUUCGUUUGUUCGUUUUGUCUUUGCGAUAAGAAACCCUAGUUUUUUUGUUUUUCCAUUUGAUUGUUUUCUGGGUUGCGGCCGCUUCUGGGUUUCUUCUUCUCUGUUCGAUCUUUGAAAUCCUUGGUGGGUUUUCAAUGGAGAUCGGUUCUGAUGGAGUGGAUCAGAUCACGAGCGGCGGUAAUGGCAAGAAGAAGAUCGACAAUUCAAACGACGGUCUCUCCAAGCCCAAGCGUCAGAUGAAGACUCCGUUUCAGCUCGAAACCCUGGAGAAAGUUUAUGCAGUGGAACCGUACCCGUCUGAGGCUACGAGAGCAGAGAUGUCUGAGAAAUUAGGUUUGUCGGAUCGACAGCUUCAGAUGUGGUUCUGCCAUAGAAGGCUGAAGGACAAGAAGGAUGUUCCGUCCAAGAAACAGCGGAAACCGGCUGCCGUUCAACCACCGGUUAAUGAACUUCCUGUCAGAUCGGUUCCUGAGCCGGAAUCAGGAUCUGGUUCGGGUUACAGCCCUUAUUCGAAUUCUGGGAAGAAUUUCGCUAGUGGUAGUAGUAGUUCUCGAGCUGGGUCGGGAGAUUAUGGGCCAAUAGGAAGGAGAAACCAUGAGGCGAGGAUAUCUGUGGUGGAGCGUAGAGCUAUUGCCUGCGUUGAGGCGCAGUUAGGGGAGCCCUUGAGAGAAGAUGGACCGAUUCUUGGGAUGGAAUUUGAUCCAUUGCCCCCUGAUGCAUUCGGAACACCUAUAGAGAUGCAGAAGCGUUCGGUUCAUCCGUACGAGAGCAAAAUGUAUGAGCCUCAAGAUGCCAGAUCUUGCAGAUCUCAAGCUGCUUCCCAUUCUAUCCAUGAGCAACCAUCUAAGGAUGAUCCAUCGUCCUUUAUACCCGAGGUGUAUGGACGAUAUUCUGAAAUUCGCGCUCAUGGUAUGGAGUAUGAUAAUACACUGGCUAGAAGCUCAUCAUUUCUGCAAGGGAAUGGACAUUUACCCACGUCUCGUGGUAUCCAUGGAAACGUGGCUCGUAACCGUUCUACAUCUCGACAAACCGUGAGAAGCCCUUUUAUUUCAUCAGUUAUUGAUGAUGAGAAUGUCAUGCUAGAGAAAUACCCGUUUGAUCUGGAGAGAGAAGAUCCUUAUAGUGAUGUACAUAGGAAGGGAAAGGUUGAUGAAGUUAGACUUGCAAGGGAAAGUGAAGCCCGGGACAGUUGUGCACGAAAAGAGAUUCAGAGGAGAAAGAAUGAAGAACACAUGAGCAAAGAAAUAGAAAGACAUGAACGUGAGAGGCGUAAAGAAGAAGAGAGGUUGAUCCGUGAAAGACUAAGGGAGGAGGAAAGAUCACAGCGUGAACAGAAACGUGAGAUGGAAAGAAGAGCGAAGUUCUUACAGAAAGAACUUGAAAGGGUGGAGAAAAAGAGGCAAAAAGAAGAGCUUCGUCGGGAGAAAGAAUCCAUGAGACACAAGAUUGCCAUUGAGAAGGCCACUGCACGCAGAAUUGCUAAAGAAUCUAUGGAUCUAAUUGAGGAUGAGCAGCUAGAACUGAUGGAACUGGCUGCUGCUAGCAAUGGAUUGCCCUCGAUUUUACAGCUUGAUCAUGACACACUGGAAAACCUUGAAUUGUUUAGAGAUUCUUUGAGCUCAUUUCCACCGAAAUCUGUGCAACUGAAAAGGCCAUUUUCCAUUUCACCAUGGAAGGAUUCUGAAGAAAAUGUUGGGAACCUUCUCAUGGUUUGGAGAUUCCUAAUAGCUUUUGCUGAUGUUCUUGGACUAUGGCCUUUUACCCUGGGUGAGUUCAUUCAAGCUUUUCAUGACUAUGAUUCAAGAUUGCUGGGGGAGAUACAUGUCGCUCUUUUGAGUUCUAUAAUUCGGGAUAUCGAAGAUGUUGCUAGAACACCUUUUACUGGAUCAGGAAUUAUCCAAUAUACUGUCGCCAAUCCUGAAGGUGGACACCCACAGCUAGUGGAAGGGGCAUAUGCAUGGGGCUUUGAUAUUCAUAGUUGGCAAAAGCGUUUGAGUCCAUUAACAUGGCCUGAAAUAUUGCGGCAGUUGGCACUGUCUGCUGGAUUUGGGCCUUGGCUGAAGAAAAAAGGUUCCUGGUUGUCCUUCUUGGGAGACAAGGAUGAGGUUAAAGCUUGUGAAGAUAUAAUAUCUACUAUCCGCAGUGGUUCAGCUGCUGAAAAUGCUUUUGCAUUAAUGCGAGAAAAGGGAUUGCUCCUUCCACGAAAGUCAAGACAUCGGUUAACUCCUGGAACUGUCAAAUUUGCCGCCUUUCAUAUUCUCUCCCUUGAGGGAAGCAAGGGACUGACGGUAUUAGAACUUGCAGAAAAGAUUCAGGAAUCCGGACUCCGAGACUUGACGACAAGCAAGACACCAGAGGCUUCAAUCUCCGUUGCUUUGACUAGAGAUAUCAAACUUUUUGAAAGGAUAGCUCCUUCGACCUAUUGUGUACGAGCUCCUUAUAGGAAGGACCCUGUGGAUGCUGAGGCAAUUCUCAUCGAAGCUAGGAAGAAGAUAAGGGCUUUUGAAAAUGGAUCUACAGGUGUGGAAGAUGUUGAAAGAGAUGAAGGCUCUGAAGGUGUUGCUGAUGAGGAUCCUGAGGUUGAUGACAUAUCUGUUACUCCGGCAAAUGCUUCAAAAAAUGCUGAUGACUUGGGCGAAGAGAACGUUUUGUCUGCAAAUGGGAAAGACGAUAUGAUUUGUGGUGUUAAAGCGGAUAUAAAGAAUGGGAUUAAGAAGGAUUUGUCUUGUCUUCCUUCAAGCAGUGUUAAGAAUGAUGUUGUGCAAACCUGCUUGGAUAAUAAGAAUGUUGAGGUCGAAAUCAACCAGGCCCAUUCGUGGAUUCAAGGUCUUACAGAAGGGGAUUAUUGUCAUCUGAGUGUUGAGGAGCGACUGGAUGCCCUCGUUGCUUUAAUUGGCAUUGCCAAUGAAGGGAAUUCAAUCCGAGCUGUUCUUGAGGAGCGUAUGGAAGCAGCAAAUUCUCUUAAAAAGCAAAUGUGGGCAGAAGCACAAUUGGAUAAGAACUGCAUGAGAGACAUAAUGAAGCUCGAUUUUGAGUACAGCAAAACUGAACCAAGGAUGCCUCAGCACAUUAUCCAAAUUCCUGCUAAUGAGAGGAAUAAUAUCAACAUAGAGCCUACCCAGUCUACAGAUGAACAGAAGCCUCUGGAAAUGGUUUCAAAUGAUCGAACCUUCGUUACUCAGAACACUGAUAUGGGUCAUGACAAUUUUGCUUCUCAACAUGGAUAUGCGUCAAAGAGAUCACGUUCACAAUUGAAAUCAUACAUUGGCCAGAGAUCAGAAGAGAUAUAUGUUUACAGGUCUUUGCCACUUGGACAGGAUAGACGGCAUAAUCGUUAUUGGCAGUUUGCUGCAUCAUCUUCUAGAAAUGAUCCUUGUUCCGGGCUUAUAUUUGUUGAGCUACAUGACGGGAAGUGGCGGCUCAUUGAUACAGAAGAGGCGUUUGAAGCUCUUGUUACAUCGCUGGAUAUGCGUGGGAUUAGAGAAUCCCAUUUACGCAUAAUGUUGCUGAAGAUAGAGGGAUCAUUCAAAGAGAAUGUUCAUUACAAUUUUCAGCUUGCUAGAAAUCACUGCUUGAAGGAAAAGGGUGUCGAGAAUGAAGCGGCUGAAAUGAAUUCCAGUCCCGAUUCCUCUGCUGAUUUCGACAGUCCUUCCAGUGCACUACUAUGUGGGUCAAACUCUGAUUCAGUGGAAACUUCAAAUUCUUUCAGAGUUGAGCUCGGGAGAAAUGAUACUGAAAAGAAGAAUUUACUGCAACGGUACCAAGAUUUUCAGGGGUGGAUGUGGUCAGAAUCUUUUAAAUCACUACUUCCUUUCGCUAGGAAACACGGAAAGAAGAGAUGUGAUCAACUGUUAGAACAUGGUGCAGAGAGAAUGCUAUGGGAUUCCACUGGUACAGGUUUGGUGGAAUCUCCUCUUCCUGUUGGGGUUAGUUUGCUCAAGGCUCUACUUGUUUUUCUCGAGGCAUCUAUUCCAGAUGAGGCUCUUGAAUCAUUCUGGACAGAGGAGGAAAGGGAGAAGUGGGUACUUGAGCUAAAUGCUUCAUCAUCUCCUGAGGAUCUCAUCCAGGUGGUGACUCUCUUGGAGAAUGCAAUCAAGGAGGAGUAUUUGUCAUCUGAUAUUGUGACGGCAAAAGAGCUCUUGGGAGCUGCUUCUGGUGAUCAAGGAUCGGUCUCUGUUCUUCCAUGGAUUCCUCAGACAGUAUCAGCUGUUGCUUUGAGAAUAUCAGAGCUUGACGCUUCCAUCCAAUACAUAAAGCAUGAGAAACCCGACAUAACCCUGGCAGAUGAAGACGAGGAGAUUAGGCUUCCUUCUGGAAACUCCCCUUUCAAGAGCAAAACGAUCAAAUUUCUAGAUGAUCGAGAUGAAGCGAUGAGGGAAGAGGUUUUCAUGGGCAAACGAAACAGCAAACGUGGACGAGCGAACUGUGAUCCUGGAUCAAGCAGAAAGGUGAAGAGAAAGAAAAGACGGGUCGGACCCAACAGAUCCACCAUUGUUGGGAGAAAUGCUGAAUCGAUGCCCCUUCGGUUGGCCCAAGAGGGUGCGGAAAUAAACAGCCACCAGACAGGUGGACGAGGAAGAAGAACAGUUAGAAGACGACCAGAGAGAAGAAUCAUCGAUGACAGAGUAGCCGACAUUGUUAUGCCUCGAAACGAGGAAGAAGAAGAAGAAGAAGAAGCAACACAGAGAGAAAUGGAGGAGGAAUGGGUGAUUAAAGAAGACGAAAACGCUCAUCAUCCCGUCGACUACAGUCGGAGAGAUUGGGGAUCGGAUGGGAACAGUAACCCUAAUGAAGCAAGCGUCGAAGAAAAAGAACGAGAUGAAGAGUAUGAAGGGAUUGGACCGUCAGCCAUGGCUCUAGAAGAAGAAGAAGAAGAAGCAGAGACGAGCGAAAGCUCUGAUGAAAAUGGCGUACCGAACAAGACAUGGGAGGAAUUCGGCAUAGAAUCAGAGGAUUACAGCAGUGAUUCAUGAAUCUGAUGGAGAUGGCCACAGGCUUGGAUCAGGUAUGAAUAUCAUAUAGGGAAAAA